UGCCAUACAGGAACACUUUAUUUUGUAGCUGUUAAUGGACUCUUGAAGUUUCUUUUGGCAGAUGGAGAUGGACACAUGGAUCACUUAUUGCCAGGCUGUGAAGAUAAAAACUGCCAGAAAAGCAUCAUUUACUUAGCAAGAUCUGGAACAAAGCAGUGGAUUCCAGUUCUCCAGGAGUUCAGCAACAAGGGCACACUCUGGGGCUUUGUGCCAUUUGUGCAUGAACAACGGCCAACUGAAAUACCACUUCCAAUUACUCUUCAUAUUGGAGACUACAACAUGGAUGGCUAUCCAGACGCUCUUGCCAUACUGAAGAAUACAUCUGGAAGCAAUCAGCAGGCCUUUUUACUGGAGAAUGUUCCUUGUAAUAAUGCAAGCUGUGAGGGGGCACAUCGUAUGUUUAGAGUCUACUGGGAGCUCAUGGACCUAAAUCAAAUCAGAGAUGCCAUGGUUGCCACCUUCUUUGACAUUUAUGAAGAUGGAAUCUUGGACAUUGUAGUACUAAGUAAAGGAUAUACAAAGAAUGAUUUUGCCAUCCAUACACUAAAAAAUAAUUUUGAAGCAGAUGCUUAUUUUGUUAAAGUCAUUGUUCUUAGUGGUCUCUGUUCUAAUGACUGUCCUCGUAAGAUAACACCCUUUGGAGUAAAUCAGCCUGGACCUUACAUCAUGUAUACAACUGUGGAUGCAAAUGGAUAUCUGAAAAAUGGUUCAGCUGGACAACUCAGCCAAUCAGCACAUUUAGCCCUCCAACUACCAUACAAUGUACUUGGUUUAGGUCGAAGUGCAAAUUUCCUUGAUCAUCUUUAUGUUGGCAUUCCCCGUCCAUCUGGAGAGAAGUCUAUACGAAAACAAGAGUGGACCUGCAAUCAUUCCAAAUUCCCAGCUAAUUGUCAUUCCAUAUCCUCACAAUGUUCCUCGAAGCUGGAGUGCCAAGCUGUAUCUUACACCAAGUAACAUUGUUCUACUUACUGCUAUAGCUCUCAUCGGUGUCUGUGUUUUCAUCUUGGCAAUAAUUGGCAUUUUACAUUGGCAGGAAAAGAAAGCAGAUGAUAGAGAAAAACGACAAGAAGCCCAUCGGUUUCAUUUUGAUGCUAUGUGACUUGCCUUUAAUAUUACAUAAUGGAACGGCUACUCACUUGAUUAACUGGAACACUAAAUUUGGCUGAUAGAAGAAAUUAAGGGACUUUGAAUAUUAUUUAUAAAUGAUGUAUCCUUUGGUAAUUAUUGAAAAGUAUUCAAAUAAAUAUGGUCUGAACAUGUCACAAGCUCUUUUUUUAAAGCACUUUGUAUACAAUAAUUUGGGUUAUUUAAAUGUGCUGUACAUUUUUGUUCCUUUGUGGAAUGUGUUGCAUGUACUCAGGUGUUUAUGUAUUUAUAAUCUUACUAGAAUAAUGAUGAUGGAAAAAGACAUGUAUAAAUUAAAAAAUGAGCAGAGAUUUUGUGUUCCACUUGAAUGGGUCUUGCUUCUUAUUCUAACAAUACGAAUUAUACCUUUGCGAAUGUAUCACAGAUAAAGUUUUUUCACCUUUGUCAUAGCAGGUGAUAGCACACAGGAUACAGCUAGGGUACUCUGGCUUUGGAAUUGCAGUCCAACAGACUUGCCUUAAAUUCCUGGUUCCACCACUUACAAGCUGUUUGAAUUUGGCUAAUUGUUAACCUCUGUGAGCCUUGUUUUCUUGUUUACAAAUGGGGCUAGUAAUACUACUCACUUGGGUUUAUAAACAUCAGAUGGGAUGAUGUAUGUGGAGUGCUUAGCUUGGUGCCUAGCACAAAAUUAGUUAACUGCUCAAUAAGUGGUAGUUGUCGUGAUUAUUAUUUUUAGGUUUUGUUUUUUUUUUUUUUACAGAUUUCUACAACUAAUUAUCAAAAUAUUUAGACUCAAUAGAAUGUUAUUUUCAGGCAUGAGAAAAUCAUAUUCUUUGGAAGACCUAAAUUCUUAGUAGUUGGCAUUACAUAACAAUUUAGUAUUUGCUCAUAUGAACUAAAAAUUAUAGUACCCUCCGAGAAUUAAUGUGCACUAAAAAUUUUCAUUUCAACACUGAUCCUUAUCAUGUGAUAAUGAGGAAUGUCUGAUUUCUUGAAAGGAACUGCUGUAGAUAGCAUCUAAGAAUGCAAAUAUUCAACCACAUUUUUAUUCUCAAAAGCAUAUUGGAAUCUCUAAUUUACAUUCAGACUUCAAUGCAAAUUUUUAUGAACUUCACUUCACCAAAAUAUUACUUUAAGACUUACACCUAAGACUGGGAAAAGUUUAUAUAUCAAUGCUAUUAAUUUUCUAAUAUGCAGUGGACAUGUGAUGGCUAUAAAACACAAAAACCCAUCUAAAAACAAGUAAUUUUGUUCUUCAUGUUAUUUUUUUCUUUACAGUUCAUUGACAAUGGCAUGUGUAUAAGUGGUUUACUUUGUGUAUCUAAGCAUGUUAAUGUGUCUCCUUAAUAAAUACUGUGUAUUGAAACAAA
Canis lupus familiaris (dog) is the source of this 2456-nucleotide messenger RNA. It is a transcript of the gene ITFG1, whose product is annotated as integrin alpha FG-GAP repeat containing 1. The record is from RefSeq and is a predicted model, not a curated record. Gene Ontology annotation, cellular component: plasma membrane. The transcript has 10 exons. The coding region runs from base 76 to 954 and encodes 292 amino acids. NCBI's taxonomy places the organism in Eukaryota, Metazoa, Chordata, Mammalia, Carnivora, Canidae.